Messenger RNA from Camelina sativa (false flax), 1145 nucleotides. Its product is annotated as putative serine/threonine-protein kinase PBL5. The record is from RefSeq and is a predicted model, not a curated record. Gene Ontology annotation, molecular function: ATP binding; protein kinase activity. NCBI's taxonomy places the organism in Eukaryota, Viridiplantae, Streptophyta, Magnoliopsida, Brassicales, Brassicaceae. Gene Ontology annotation, biological process: protein phosphorylation.
CUUCGUCGAUCGCUGCGAUGAGUCGUUUCAUGUGCUGUCUCGGAGGCGGAAGCUCAAGUCAAGUAGUGCAAGACCCAGAGGAACUACCGCAACUACCCCAAGCACCGGAGCCAUCAGAUUCAUCUGAUUCAUCGGGACCAACAGAUUCAUCGGGAACUAGUGACGACGAAGGUUUCGUUAAAUUUCGAUGGAAUGAGAUCGUACAAGGAACCGAGAACUUUAAGAUAACACAUUUGAUCGGCCAAGGCAAAGUGGGCAAACUCUAUCGCUGCUAUUUCCCAAGAAUUCAUAAGGUUGGAGCUGCAAAGGUUAAUCAUGGCAACACGCCUGGUCUUGGUGACUUCUUGGCAGAGAUUAGAACGUUACGUGAAUCUGAUCACCCAAAUGUGAUUAAACUUCUCGGCAAACACUACGGCCAGACAAACACUGCCCUUGUCUACCAAUUCAUGCCUAAUGGCUCUCUUGACCACCAUCUCUUUGCAAAUGCAAGGCAGGUUCAGGGUCUAACACAAGCAACUCGGGUUUUGGAUUGGGACACGAGGAUGAGAAUUGCUGUGGGUGUAGCCGAAGGUCUGGUUUACGUACACCAGGGGCUUUUAUCGAUUCACAGAGAUGUCAAAUCCACAAACAUUGUGCUUGACGACAAUUUUGUCCCGAAGCUGACUGGUUUUGGAACCGCGACUAAGAUCGUUUACGAUGAAGACGGUGUUGAGAUGCAGAGGGGGAUCAGUAAGAAUGGAACUGAAGGAUACCUUCCACCGGAAACAGAGAACUUCGGGUUGGUUUCGACCAAGUCCGAUGUCUAUAGCUAUGGAGUUUUUCUGUUAGUGCUUUUCACCGGAAGGAAAGCUAAUGAUGAUCGGGAGAGACCUGAAGCGAAAAAGAAACUCACUGAUUGGUUAAUGCCAGUGUUGACUAGAUUGGAGUAUGCGCCUAUGGUUGUUGAUGUUGCGCUCGGUAAGAAGUAUUCGGCUCAUGGUUUAAACAGAAUAUUUGAAACUGCGAGGAUGUGUUUAAACGCGCACCCACUUGAACGGCCUGCAAUGGAUUUUGUGGAAACGUUGGUUCGUGAAGCUGCAGCUUACCUGGUCCCAGAGGAGCAGCCCCAGGUGAAAGAGAGACGUUGUUCGACAUAAGAAGUUUGA